ACGUUUCACUGGUCUAAACCAUAGACCAAUUUCCCUUGCAAAGCAGAGGAUCUCUCCAUAACCAUAAUCUUCCUCUCACCGCUCCCUUUGGCCUUCCACUUCCUCUGAGCUCUCAGAGACUCCCAAAGCUUAAAAUCGUUCAUAAGGUCGCCAAUUCAAAAUCCCUCCGUCGUCUCUAUCUCUCUUUCACACGCUUCUGCAGCCAUAGAUAGUUUUUUACGGCUCGAAUCUGUUCCAAUGGAUGAACAGCCUUCUAUGAGUGAGGAUGGAGAUGUGAACCACAUUGUAGAGAGUUCUAGUGGUAAAGAGGUAACAACAAGUGAAGGAAGUUCUGAUAUAGAACCAUAUGUAGGUAUGGAGUUUGAAUCUGAAGAGGCUGCCAAGGUGUUUUAUGAUGCAUAUGCUACACGCCUAGGGUUCAUAAUGCGAGUUGAUGCAUUUCGACGAUCAAUGCGUGAUGGGAAGGUUGUUUGGCGUCGGCUUGUGUGUAAUAAAGAAGGAUUUCGAAAGUUAAGGCCUAGAAGAAGUGAAAAUAGGAAGCCUCGAGCAAUAACACGAGAAGGAUGUAAGGCCAUGAUAGUGGUAAAGAAAGAGAAAACAGGAAAAUGGGUUGUAACAAGGUUUGUAAAGGAGCAUAAUCAUCCACUGGUAGCUAUACCUUCUAAUGGUCGUCGAAGUGUGCUUUUAUCUCAAACACCUGAUGAGAAAGAUGUAAAGAUCCGGGAACUGACUGCUGAGCUACAACGAGAGCGCAAGCGGUCUGCAGCUUAUCAAGAACAGCUUUACAUGGUUUUGAGAGAAAUGGAGGAGCAUUCCAAUCACCUAUCAAGAAACAUUGAGGAUAUAGUGCAAAGUGUGAGAGAUAUUGAAUCAAAGAGGUAGGCAGUAUGUAUAGGUCUUAGCUUCAUUAGCUAUUUUGCUCCUGUACAUUUUCUUUGAGAUGCUAUUUGGUUGUUUCCUAAUUCUAGUCUGAACUUGUAGGUUGGCCAGAAUUAUCCUGUACAAAACUUUCAUGAAACUUUUGAUUUCUUAUCUCAUAAAAUUAGUGUGGCUUUUUCUAUUUU
This is a messenger RNA of Manihot esculenta (cassava), 1064 nucleotides long. RefSeq names its product protein FAR1-RELATED SEQUENCE 5. Lineage: Eukaryota; Viridiplantae; Streptophyta; Magnoliopsida; Malpighiales; Euphorbiaceae. The transcript is spliced from 3 exons. The record is from RefSeq and is a predicted model, not a curated record. The coding region runs from base 238 to 882 and encodes 214 amino acids.